Juglans regia (Persian walnut) is the source of this 1578-nucleotide messenger RNA. RefSeq lists its product as uncharacterized. Bases 510 to 1310 code for a protein of 266 amino acids. Gene Ontology annotation, biological process: protein ubiquitination. The transcript is spliced from 10 exons. Gene Ontology annotation, molecular function: ubiquitin-protein transferase activity; zinc ion binding. The record is from RefSeq and is a predicted model, not a curated record. NCBI's taxonomy places the organism in Eukaryota, Viridiplantae, Streptophyta, Magnoliopsida, Fagales, Juglandaceae. Gene Ontology annotation, cellular component: membrane.
AAGAGGAUGAUCGAUGCGGUUAUCCGCUCCAACUCCAAAGAGUGUUUCUGAGAGCCAGAAACUACGUGGAACCUAAACAGUAAACACUCUGGCGAUCUAAACGGCAAUAACGGUGAAGUGAAAAGGACGAUCGUGUCACUUCCGAACUUGCCGUUGGAGCUUCGAAUCUCUAUCGCUAGCUAUAUCUCGCAAGACGCAUAUUUUGCACACGGCGCCAGAGAGACAGAGAUUUCCUCCUACAAACAACACAGAGAGAGAGAGAGACAGAGAGAGAGAGAGUUUUAUUUGGUUCAGGAAAAUACGAUUCCGGCCCAUCACUUUCUGUUCACUGCCAUCUCCUUUUCUACAAACUGUUCGCGGGGUCUAGCUUUCCCUGUUCUGAUUGCAGGGUGACAAAAGAAGUUAUGCUAAAAGAGAAGAGCUUGUUCAAGGAAUUUUUAAAGGCUUGGAUUUAAGUUUAGUUCCUUGGAAUUUUUUGAAGUUGUUUGGUGCUUGAUGAAAAUUUGAGGAUGGGAGAUCACUUUGUAUUGCUGGUGGAUCGCUUGCUCACCGAGUCCACUUUAGAGGCUACAAUUCAGAGCAGUAAACGGUCCAUGCAAGCCACAUCUUCCGCAAUUGACGACAAGAAAACCGAUGAUAACGCUGCCCAGAAGGUGGAUAAUAGAAAUAUGUCGUCUUCAAGCAAACUGGUGGAGUGCAGGAUAUGUCAGGAUGAGGAUGAAGAUUCAAAUAUGGAGACGCCCUGCUCUUGUUGUGGCAGCUUGAAGUAUGCCCACCGCCGAUGUAUACAGAGGUGGUGUAAUGAGAAGGGUGAUACUAUCUGUGAGAUAUGCCACCAGGAAUUUAAGCCUGAUUACACUGCUCCUCCCCCACUAUUUCAAUUUGGACGUGUUCCAAUGAACUUCAGGGGAAAUUGGGAGAUACCUAGAAGAGACUUGCAUAAUCCCCACAUUAUAGCAAUGGUUUCAUCAAACCGUAACUUCAUCAAUCCAGAUUACGAUGAGCAUUCAUCUUCUACUACAAGAAGUUCGAUAUGUUACCGUUUUGUUGCUUUGACGUUUAUGGUUCUUCUGAUUUUACGGCAUACUCUUCCCGUCAUUAUAAGUGGAAACAAUGAGUACUCUUUCUCACUGUCUAUGUUGUUACUUUUUCGUACUGCUGGGCUUGUUCUUCCCAUCUACGUUAUGGUGAGAGUAGUAACUACUUCUCUUCAGCGCCGCCGACUUCAUCAACCUUCCACUUCAUCGGAUGAAGCAAUCGAGCGUUCAACACUGCAGCCUCAGCCUCAUAUCAUUCGUAUUCAUGUAUAGCCCCGCAAAUUGAAGAAGAAGCUUCACAACAACAAAAAACUUGGAGUAAUAGGCUUGCGAGGAGUAGUAUCUGCCAAUCUUUUUAUUGUUCUUGUUUCAAAGUUUGAUCGGAAAGAAAACUGGCAAUUAGGAUGCAAUCCUUUCAUCGGAUUAAGUGAGAUGAUUGUUAAUGUAAUUCCACACAAAAAAUGUGGAUCAAAGACACCAUUGCAAGAAAAUACGAGCCUAGAUUGGAGAUGCUGUUUAGCCUGUUUUGCUUCACUAUCUU